AGGAGGGAAGCUGGGUUACAUGCUUCACUGCCUUUUUGCCGAAUGCAGAGCCAGAAAGAUAAGCAGGAAUUGCAGCGGUAGUGAUAAAGAGCUGGCUGUCAUGUCAGGUGGACUUGCCAGAACAGGCACAGAGGGAAUGAGGGGACCAGGACAUCUCCCUCCUGGAGGAUGCUUAGCCGCAGAGACCUGUGAGUUUGGGACAGGGACAGGAGGGGCCUGGCCAGCAGCCUUUGCUUGCCUCAUGCUACUCUUUCUCAUCUUCAAGCCUCAGAAUGGUGUCCUGCCUCCCUCUGUUCUUUUGGCCUCUUUGAUCUUCAGUUUCUCAACUACUCCAGUGCUCUGAAGUGUGUAUAGGAGAGCCACCAGAGAGUCCUCCUAGAGGAGGGUGGAGCAUGCAAGGAAAGGGGAGGAAAUCACAGUAUCUCUUAAACUCUCUCUCUCUUAAGUUCCACGUGGUAGAAAAUGGGGCAUGUAGUAGAAAGUUGGCCCUGUAGGGCUCAGACAGCCUGACGUCUGAAAGCCCAAAGGUGAUCAGGAUCUGCAGCCAGAAAGAAACUCAGGCAGCUUGCCUCCAAAGGGAGCAUCACUUGCCUCUUGCCCUAUCCCUUUAGCCAUCCCUUGUCAGUUUCAGUACCUCCCCUCCCUCGGGUCCCUGCUGACACUGAACAGGGUGAGUGGAGGGCUCUCACCUGCUGUGGGACCCCUUCUCCUCCACCAUCCCAACCAGUCUCAGUGGUCGUCACAGCCGCCAUCUUCAGAUUUUGCCAGGCCUCUGGUGCCUGGAGAACCACUUUAAGUUGACAGGCUGUGCACGCUGCUUAUGCCCAGGGAUCUGCUGCACCAGCCAAGGUCUCCCUACCUCCCCACCCACAGCGACUGGUUAGGUGCUGUCUCUCCUCAUUUGUCUAUGCCUCCCUGGCUCACAGUGUCUCUUGUGUAUUGCUUAGGCAGCUGAGGCCAAAGGGUACAAGAGAUGUCUCUCAGAUUCACACUGAACUUGAAUCAAAACACCAUAAAGGAGGGUUACAAGAUAAGCUUAAGACUGAGAACCAAGCAACAAAACUCAAAGCUUGGGCAUCCCUUGGGUCUCUCACACAGCCCAACGUCACUUAUAUGGGUGGAGGGGUUGCCCUUGGGGUUCUUGGAAGGGAUGAAAGUGCCCCCUGCAUCCUGUGCCAUGACUAAUGUGCCAUUUGGCUGUUGUCCACACAGGCAUUCUGGGAAGAUUUGGAUCUUGCUAGCCCAGGGCCACAGGUCCUGAGCCAGGCUGCAGAAGGGCAGGGGCCAGUAGGUGGAGACUUGGGGGCAGAGCUAAAGUCAGCAUGUUGCUUAGCCUUGAGUGACUUAGUCAAGAUAAGGGCCUCUCUCCAGUCAGGAGCCAAGGAUGUGAUGUCCCUCGGCCUGAGGCAAAUAUAUGCCUAGAUAACAUAGGAGAACGAGGGUGGGUAGAUAGGGACAGAGGGACAGAGCGGAGCUCUGGGAGAGCAGGUGUCAGAGAAGAGGGACCUGAGGUGUUCCUGUGAAAAACCCAUCACAGGGAGACUCUCAGAGACUCAAGAGUUACUUCCCUGCUGUUUCCUGUCCCAUUCCCAUAAAGCUUUCCCCACAGAAAUCAGGCUUGACUAGGCUGAGGUGCAGCUCCAAUGGGACGGCCCCCAGCCCUGGACAAAUGUAGUGCCCAGCUUGAUGCUGCCCUCCAGCUUCUCCAGUAAACACUUGGCCUGUUACCCGGGGCAGGAAAGGGAGGAAAGUAGAUUCCCCAAAGAGGAGACCCAGGAGGCCCCAGGAGGGUGGUGCAGCAGGAUUCCUCCUAGUUCUGCACCCUAUCUGCUGGCAGUGCUGAGAUGGACAGCUCGACCUCUCCUUUAUGGAGGUCCAGGAAAAUCCAGAGUUACCAUCAUCUGAAGUCACUUUCCAAAAAGUGCCCUGUCAUCAUCUAUUCCAGGACUGAAGAGGGGAUGGCUGUGGUCACAGCUCCAAAGCAAGCCUGGCCCCUAUGGCCCCCUCUCCUUUUCCUACUCCUCCUGUCUGGAAGGAACAGUGGCAGGUGCCCGGCUGUGUGUGAUUGUACCUCUCAGCUCCGGGCAGUACUCUGUGCCCAUCGGCAACUGGAGGCUGUCCCUGGGGGAUUCCCACUGGACACUGAGCUCCUGGACCUAAGUGGCAAUCACCUGUGGGGGCUUCAGCGGGGAAGGCUCUCCCACCUGCGCCUGCUCCAAGAACUGGACCUCAGCUAUAACCGGCUGUCCACCCUUGAGCCCGGGGCCUUCCAUGGACUACAAAGCCUGCUCACUCUGAGGCUGCAGAGCAAUCGGCUGCGAGUAAUGGGGCCUGAGGUCUUCUCAGGCCUGUCUGCCCUCACACUGCUGGACCUCCGCUUUAACCAGAUUGUCCUCUUCCUUGAUGGAGCUUUUGGGAAGCUGGGCAGCCUCCAGCAGCUGGAGGUUGGGGACAAUCACCUGGUGUUUGUGGCCCCAGGGGCUUUUGCAGGGCUGGCCAAGUUGAGCACCCUCACCCUAGAGCGCUGUAACCUCAGCACAGUACCUGGCCUGGCUCUGGCCCAUCUCCCAGCCCUAGUGGUCUUAAGGCUUCGGAAACUGGACAUUGGGAGCCUGCCUGCAGGGGUGCUCCGGGGCCUUGGGCAGUUAAAGGAGCUGGAAAUCCACCACUGGCCAUCUCUGGAGGCUCUGGAGUCUGGGAGCCUGGUUGGGCUCAAUCUCAGCAGCCUGGCCAUCACCCACUGCAAUCUGAGCUCGGUGCCCUUCCAGGCUCUGCACCACCUGAGCAUCCUCAGGGUCCUGGAUCUAUCUCAGAACCCCAUCUCAGCCAUCCCACCACGAAGGCUCAGUUCCCUGGUGCAGCUCCAGGAGCUGCGUCUGUCAGGGGCAUGCCUCACCUCCAUCGCUGCCCAUGCCUUCCAUGGCUUGACUGCCUUCCACCUCUUGGACGUGGCAGAUAAUGCUCUUCAGACCUUGGAGGAAACAGCCUUCCCUUCUCCAGACAAACUGGUCACCCUGAGGCUGUCUGGCAACCCCCUGACCUGUGACUGCCGCCUCCUCUGGCUGUUCUGGCUCCGCCGCCACCUGGACUUUGGCACAUCACCCCCUGCUUGCGCUGGCCCCCAGCAUGUCCAGGGUAAGAGCCUGAGGGAGUUCUCAGAUAUCCUACCCCCAGGGCAUUUCACUUGCCAACCAGCUCUGAUCCGAAGGUCUGGGCCCCGAUGGGUCACAGCAGAGGAGGGGGGGCAUGCCGUUUUCUCCUGCUCUGGAGAUGGAAACCCAGCCCCCACCAUUUCCUGGAUGAGGCCUCAAGGGGCUUGGCUGGGAAGGGCUGGGAGAGUAAGGGUCCAUGGGGAAUGGACGCUGGAGAUCCGCUCAGUGCAGCUACAAGAUAGAGGGGCCUAUGUCUGUGUGGUCAGCAAUGUAGCCGGGAAUGACUCCCUGAGGACCUGGCUGGAAGUAAUCCAAACUGAGCCAGCAAAGGGCACUCUCUCUGAUGCCAACAUCACCAUGCCACAGAUCCCAGAGCCUUUCUUCAUGGAUAGCAGAGGCAUAGCUGUGGUGCUGGCAGUUGGCUUCCUCCCCUUCCUCACCUCGGUGACCUUCUGCUUUGUUCUCAUUGCCCUUUGGAGCAAGAGCAAAGGCCAGGUCAAACAUCACAUGACCUCUGACUUUGUGGCACCUCGGCCGUCUGGGGAUAAGAACUCUGGGGGUAACCGGGUCACUGCCAAGCUCUUCUGACCUCUGCUUCCACACUGGGGACCUAGACAUGCCAGCUUCAGAUAUCAAAGGGGAAGAGAACCAAGACCACUUGGGCUAAAAACCUAGUCCCAAGCUGCACGGACUUCUCACACGUUCCGCCCACACUGUGCCAACAGCUAAUGAAGCCUCCCAAUAGAGAGUCUGCCUCUCCAUGGUUUUGCAGUUUGAGGAUAAAAUUAUCAUCAAAAGAUAACCAUACCCUGAGAGUAUUAAGGAGCUGAAGAUGUAGACCUUGUAGUCAGCCCAGCAGCCCCCGCCACACACACACAGAGCAGGAAACAUAACCAAGACUCUAGUCUGUUAGUUCACACACACUUACACCCUUUAAUAACUUUUGCCAAUCACAGUUGUAAGAUUAUUUCAGAGGUGGGGCUGGGAAGUGCCACUUGCUUCUUGGAGUCUCUGCUACUCAACCAAGUGGUCUCCCUCUUCUUUUCUGCUCUGUCCCCUCCCCAGGUGCAAGGAACUAGGGCCAAGGGCCUCAGGCUAAGGAGAAGAGGAUAUGAAAGUGUGAUGGGGAGGACAGGCUACGCACUGACACUGUGUCUGCAUGAAUCUCCAACACCUGCCUCUGUGUGUCACAUUAAACCUGCUGCCAAAAGGCCAAGACAGUAGCAGCCAUGGCUAAA
Manis pentadactyla (Chinese pangolin) is the source of this 4390-nucleotide messenger RNA. RefSeq names its product leucine rich repeat and Ig domain containing 4 (gene LINGO4). The transcript has a single exon. Gene Ontology annotation, molecular function: protein binding. The record is from RefSeq and is a predicted model, not a curated record. Bases 1845 to 3740 code for a protein of 631 amino acids. Lineage: Eukaryota; Metazoa; Chordata; Mammalia; Pholidota; Manidae. Gene Ontology annotation, cellular component: extracellular matrix.